Molecule: messenger RNA, 222 nt
Organism: Anthostomella pinea
Lineage: Eukaryota; Fungi; Ascomycota; Sordariomycetes; Xylariales; Xylariaceae
Source: the annotation of a GenBank genome assembly
AUGAAGCUCCAAUCGUUCCUCGCGGCCGCAGCUCUGCUUGCACCCUUCGCCCUCGCCGCGCCCCAGCCGGCCACCGGUGACGGUCUUCAAGACCGCAGCUUCUUUCACCACUCCGACGAUGAGGUGAACGGCAAAUCGCUCGACGAAUGCCUAGUCAUAUGCGGCGGAAACUCAAGAUGCCUUCAGGAUUGCCAGGACGAUUCUAUGUUUAAAGAUCCGUAA